Messenger RNA from Haplochromis burtoni (Burton's mouthbrooder), 1930 nucleotides. Its product is annotated as butyrophilin subfamily 3 member A2. The transcript has 9 exons. Bases 318 to 1802 code for a protein of 494 amino acids. The record is from RefSeq and is a predicted model, not a curated record. Lineage: Eukaryota; Metazoa; Chordata; Actinopteri; Cichliformes; Cichlidae.
UUACACAAUCAAAACAAUCAGCAGCAGGCAGAGUUCAUCUCAAAGCUAAAGAUGACACUGACCAAAGGUUAUUCUCUAGGCUGCAAUUUAGCACUAAUGUGAAGUAAUGUGUUCACUUUAAUCAGUAACUAAAUGUCUGGUGCCUUAACUCUGGAGUUAAUAGAAAGUUAUAGUGCUAAGUGCAUGUUGAAGGCCUCAUGACAGUACUUGACAUAUUAAAACAUGUAACAUGUAAAAUAUGUUUUUAGUCUUGAAUAAGUUGAUUUUAAUGACCUCUUGCAGCCACACAUGUAUCAUUGAUAUAUUUUCAGAGAAGGAUGCUUCCACAGAUAGAUGGACUCUCCCUUUCUCCAGUCAAAGUCUUCAGUAUUUUGAUUUUCCAUCUUCUAAUACAUUUAAAUCGAGCGGAGUCUCAGGUGGUUGGUCCACAUCAGCCAGUAGUUGCAUUAGUUGAUGAUGAUGUUAUUUUACCAUGUCACGUGGAGCCUGCAGAGGAUGUGACAGCUGAGAUAUUGGAGUGGACACGAUCUGACUUGAACCCAAGAUUUGUCCAUGUGUGGCGAUCCGGUCAGGAUCUGGUGAAUACAAGAAAUCCUUCAUACAGGGGAAGAUCAUCACUGUUCAUCAAUGAACUGAAGCGUGGAAACAUUUCACUGAAACUCUCCAGAGUAAAACUAUCUGAUGGAGGAACAUAUGAAUGCAGCAUUCCUUUAAUGGAGAAAAAAUCUUUUGUUAAGCUUGUGGUUGCAUCACAUGCUGCCAGGUCACUUCUCAUCAGUUUAUCGGGAACUGACGAAAAUAGAGGAGGAGUGGUUUUACAGUGUGAGUCUGCAGGCUGGUAUCCAGAGCCUGAGCUGCUGUGGUUGGACGGUGAGGGAAACCUCCUCUCUGCUGGACCUACAGAGACCCUCAGAGGUCCUGAUGACCUCUAUACUGUCAGCAGCAGAGUGACUGUGGAGAAGAGACACAGCAACAACAUCAACUGCAGAGUCCAACAGAAGCAAAUCAGCAAGAGCAGAGAGACACACAAACAUGUUCCAGAUGAAUUCUUUGAGCUCACAUCCUGUUCUGCUGCUCCCAUUGUUAUUGGUUUGGCUGUUAGUUUGGCUGUAAGCAUCAUCUUGAUUUUGAUUGGAGUCUUUUUCAUCUGGAGACAAAACAAAACAAAUGUCAGGAGAGCUCACUGUGAUGCAUGUAAAGAACAAGAAACAGCAAACCGCCCUGAAACUGACAAAACUGAAAGAGACCAAGAGCAAGAUAAGCUCAUGUCACAGGACAUCGUUCCAUGUGAGAAAAACCAACAUGCAGCUGAGGAGAAGCUGAAGGAGGAACAUCGACAACUGGAGAAAAAAGAUGCAGAGAUCAGCAACAUGAAGAAAGAACCAGACACAAGCAAACCACCUCCUGAGAAAUCUCAGACCAGUUUUGAGGAACAGAAUAAGAGCGGCUCAGCCAAUCACAGCUCAAAGACAGGUGACAUCACUGUGGUCGAGGUCGAGAAAAAUGGCAACUAUAUCUUUCUGAAAAACACUUCCAGUGAGAAUAAACUUUUGUCAGGUUGGAAGUUAAAACUACAGAUCAACAACAGAGAAAGUGCCACAUACGAAUUUAAAGAAAACUUUAUACUGAAAGCUGGAGAGACACUCCUUCUACGGCAAGAUGCUGUCUCUAAGCCAAUUAAAACUGAUGCUGACCUGCUGUGGAUGAACAUGGUCAACUGGAACGUUGGAGACGACGUGAAGAUCGACCUCAUCAGCAACACUGGAGAAGAACAGAUGCUUUUAAAAAACAAGAUCAUGUAAAAUAAUCAGAGUUACUUUUCUGAGGGAUAAAUUAAAUAAGAGCAUUAUUACAUUUUAUAUAUUUCAUAUCAUUUUAUGUCAGUUAAAAAUUUUGUGGUUUUAUUGAAUUAAAAAUAUGUAAAUAAAAA